AUGGCAGAAAACGUCAACAUAACAGCACCGUUGAGAGCGUACUAUACUCCUCAACAUUCUCGAAAUUUGCGGAAAGCUGAAUGUUCUCCUACAAAGGAUUUCGCGGGUAAAUCUGCUAAGAUCUCCAUCAAUGAUUCCAUUGUCAAGGUAUUGCGCUGGCACGCCUUCGCAUUUCAAAAGGAAACGGCUCUUGAAUGGAUCCUUUCAUCUCCCAUGAUAACAAUCUUGAUGAAGGUAACCCUAUCAUGCGAUCACCAUGUAGUUGUUGGAACUGUUGGACCCGUUUCAUUUCGUCACUCCAAGAUCUUACCCGUGGUUUUCCUAGACCAUCUUCGUCUAUCAAAAUCAGUCAAGGAAGGUACUAAGCUCACGUGCGAGCUUUCAAUGAUUGUUGCAAGGUUCAUUUCUGAGUACACCAUCUACUUGGCGUGCGCAGUAAUUUCGGAGCUUAUGAUAAUCAGCUCAGUUUCAAUAGGAUGUACGAUUGCAGCUGAACAUCAGAAGUCUCAUAAAACCAAGCCACACAAGUGCGAUGGGUGCGAUGGGUUCAUGAUCAAAACCAGGCUUUCACAAGCUAUUGUAGCUCCAACGGCUGCUGCUACUCGCUACCCAGUCCCGGCCAAAACGGCAUCGUGUAAAUGGUGUCUGAGAGUUUUUGUUGUACUUUACCGAACUCUUCCUCAUUUGAUCUUAUUCUAGCGUUUCGUUUGUUUGUAUUUGGCUACAAUUCUAAUGAAUAUUCUCUUGCUUUAUCUCUCUAUCUC
This is a messenger RNA of Cylicocyclus nassatus, 764 nucleotides long. The record is from the annotation of a GenBank genome assembly. NCBI's taxonomy places the organism in Eukaryota, Metazoa, Nematoda, Chromadorea, Rhabditida, Strongylidae.